Messenger RNA from Debaryomyces tyrocola, 3661 nucleotides. The record is from the annotation of a GenBank genome assembly. NCBI's taxonomy places the organism in Eukaryota, Fungi, Ascomycota, Pichiomycetes, Serinales, Debaryomycetaceae.
AUGCUGUCAUUAUAUAUAGGUGUCUACAGGGCAUUGUACGAUUAUGCGGCCCAGUCAGAUGAAGAACUUAACGUCAGUGCUGAUGACUUGUUAUACUUGUUAGAAAGGUCAGAAGUAGACGACUGGUGGAAAGUUAAGAAAAGGGUAAUCCCAGCUGGCGACGAAGAAGUGGACGAGCCAGUUGGAUUGGUUCCAUCGAACUAUAUUGAAGAAGUAUGUAAUUUUACUUUGAAUUGACUGAGAUCUGCUAUAAACGCGAUACUAACAUAGAAUUUAGGCGCCAAUUGUUGAUAAAGCUACAUCAUUAUAUGACUAUGACAAGCAAACAGAGGAAGAAAUUUCGUUUAAAGAAGGCGAUCGGUUUAAUGUAUUUGAUAUGAAUGAUCCGGAUUGGUAUUUGGUGGGGGAUGCUCAGACUAAUCAACUAUUUGGGUACGUUCCGGCAAAUUAUCUCGAAGUUGGUGAACAACAACAGCAAAUUCCAGUUCAACCACAGACACGUAGUCAGGGUCAAAGUGCGGCCGGUAUGUCUUUUGCUAAUUUUGGGCCACCUCCAACUCACCGUGACAGGGGUAUGUCUGCCUCUCCGCAAUCACAACCACAAUUCCAACCACCCCCAGUGCAUCCAUCUCAAGCUCAUAAUGAAACCGAGGAACAUGAAAUUAACGAACCUCAAGAACAAGAGGUUCUUGAUAAUGAUAUCGACGAUGAUGCCCCACCUCCUCCAAUGCCUUCUAGGCCUUUAAAUGAAACUCCUGUUAGAGAAAAUAAACCUCUUCCUACACAGUACGGCCAAGAAGAUGAAGAAGACAUUAAGGAUACUAGAGAACAUAAGUUUGAUGGUGACUAUUUUACCUGGUAUAUUGAUGAAGUUGAUGGGCGCAAAAAGAGAGCUGUUAUAUUUUCCAUCGGUCAUGGAAAUGUAAUUUUAAAACCAAACACAACGAAUCCUAAGAAACUUAAGUUAAAGUCUGCAUCGUCUCUUGAUCAGCAAUGGAAAAUUAGGGAUUUGACUGAUUUCAGUCAUGAGAAAAAACAUUUAUUUUUAGAAUUCAAGAACCCAAGUGCUUCAAUUGAAUUGCAUACUGGCUCCAAAGAUGUAGCGGAAGCAAUUAUGUCUAUUUUGGGAGAUUUAAAGGGUGCUGAAAAUGCUAAAGGAUUACGAGAGGUUGCCAGAGCUUCUCAGGCUUCGACAGGAGGAUCAAAUAGAAAGAUUGGAAGGCUUAUGUAUGAUUUCGAAGCACAAGGUUCUGAUGAAUUGAUGAGUAAGGAAGGUGACGAAGUUUAUAUUGUUAAUGAGUCUAAAUCUAAAGAUUGGUGGAUGUGUGAAAACGUUGAAACUAAAAGACAAGGUGUUAUUCCAUCAUCCUAUAUUGAAAUUGUUGGAACCUCAAACUUAGAGAGAUUGACAGAAGGUCCUCAAAGACAAAAAUCUACGAGAAGCGCUAGAUCUUCUAGAGGUAGGGUUGUGCAAGGUGAUGAUGUGGGACACAGAAAAAGUAAAAAUCAUCAUCGUACCAGAGAAGAGCGUAACAGAAUCAGAGAACAUGAUCGUGCGCAAAGAGACAAAUCCAGCCACGGGGAUUCAAAUGAUAAAUCAAUGCCUAAUUAUCAUAGGGUUAGAACGUGGAUUGAUAGUUCGGGCUCGUUUAAGGUAGAGGCUGAAUUCUUGGGCUGCGUUGAAGGCAAGAUUCACUUGCAUAAGACUAAUGGUGUCAAGAUUGCAGUUGCUGCUGCAAAGUUAUGUCUUGAGGAUUUAGAGUACGUGGAAAAGAUUACAGGAACAUCCUUAGAAUCAUAUAAAGAGGAGGUCACAAAUCAAAAUGUUAAAAGAGCGAAGUCUCAAAAAACUGGUGUCACUCAAUCAGCUACGUCUACUAUUAAUGAUAUAGCUCCACCUCAACCCACAAGACCAAAGACGACAACUGCUAUUUCGACUAGCGAACCGGAAUAUGAUUGGUUUGAGUUUUUCCUUUCUUGUGGUGUGGAUCUUGGUAAUUGUCAACGUUAUACUCUCAACUUCAAUAGAGAACAAAUGGAUGAGAAUAUUUUAGCGGACAUUAACCCUUCAUUAUUACGUACAUUAGGCUUAAGGGAAGGCGAUAUUUUGAGAGUAAUGAAAUUCUUAGACAAUAAAUUUGAUAGAAAGAAGACAACUGCCGAAGAUGUUCCGGCGGGUGGCCUAUUCACUGAACCAACUGGUGCGUUGAAAAAUAACAAUUCAGCGGCUGAAGUUUUCAAAGUGGAUCCUAAAGCAUUACCAUCUCCUCUGAGAUCUGAGGAACAGAUCGCCGCCCAGCAAGCACAAUCCAACAAAUUUGAAGACGAUGCAUGGGCAGUUAAACCAGCAGCUAGGUCUAGUGAAGACGUAUCAAAACCUCCUGCCACUUCUUCUGCUCCUACUCCUCAGCAGCCACAAUAUACAGGUGCAUUGCAAGAUUUGGUUAAUAUCAAACCAUUAGAACUGAAUAAUAAGAAUGUACCGCCACCUGCUACUCAACAAGAGCAAAAACCAACUGCCCCAACCUUGACUCCGGUUAAAACUGGAAAUGGAGUAUCUUCGCAACCGACUAGCGGAACAGUACCAGCUCAACGUACUGGUGGUUUAGUUCCUGUUCAACGUACUGGUGGUUUGAUCCCUGUUCAACAGACUGGUGGUCUUAUUCCUGUUCAGCCGACUGGAUUUAUGCCAAUUACUGCUCAACCAACUGGAUUUAUCCCAAUCCAAGCAACGGGAAUUUUGCAGCCUCAACUUACUUUUGGAAUUGUUCCAUUACAAACCGGUGCUACCACUUUUACAGGGCAAGCGACUAGUCAACAACAAAAAACUGGUAACAACAUUCCGCAAACAACUUUUGGUCAACCUGCGUUCCAACCAUUGCAAACUGGUAAUGUGACACUUCCUCAGACCUCAUUUGGUCAAGCACCAAUGAUGACAAGUCAAGUUACUGGUGGGAUGCCGUCUACAUCAUUUGGUGGUCAGCCAUUAUCUUUGCAAAGAACCGGUCCUAUGGUUCCAACGCAGAGAACUGGUGGCCAGAUUACCGGAGGCAUGAUGCCUCAGACCAGCUUUGGGCAAUCGAACCCUGGUAUGAUGCCACAAACAUCAUUUGGUAUGCAGAACACUCUGAAUAUGUUCCAGCCGAUGGGAGGACAGGCCACUGGUGGAUUUCAGCCUAAUAUAAUGCAGCAACAACCAUCAUUUGGAGGACAAGCCACUGGAGGAUUCCAGCCAAUUAAUAGCAAUAUGCUGCAGCAACCUUCGUUUGGCAACCAGAUGCCAGGUGGGUUCCAAUCUAAUAUGCAACAACAGCCUUCUUUUGGUCAACCACAGAUGAUGCCACAAACUAGUUUCGGUAUCCAGCAACAACAACAACAACAACAACAACCAUCAUUCAACCAGUUCCAGCAACAACCUGAUAUGAACCAAUUGUCGAAUAUGUUCCAAAAUACGGGCAUUAAUGGAUCAAAUACAUUUAACCAGCCCCAAGCGCAAUUUCCAACAACAACAUUUGGUCAGCAACCUCAAUUCCAGCCUUUACAAUCUCAACCUACAGGUGCUGGAUUUGGUAACGCUCCAUCUACCUUGCAAAGCCAAUCUACAGGCGCAAGAAGAGCUAAUCUUCAAGCUGCGACACCUGACAAUCCUUUCGGAUUUUAA